AUGCUCAUUGGAUUAGUUGGGCCAGCGUACGCAGGAAAAUCCAUUGUUAAAAAGUAUCUGCAACAUAAAUAUGGAUUUAUUGAACUGUUGGUUCGUUCUACUUGUUCUCUUGCUGAAAUGGUGCAUACGGACAACUCAUCUGCUGACAAUCCCAUAGCAUUGCCCCAUUCACAAUCCUCUUGUGUUGCUGGAUCAACGCAUUUGUCGUCUCGGACAUUUUCAAAUAUUUCUGAAUUAUACAAUUAUGUGACCGAAAACUGGCAGAGUUACUGUAUUAUUGACGAUGUAGACUGUAUCUCUGGUUGGGAUGUGUUGUGUAAACGACCAUUUUUUUUACUUGUAUCUAUCGAAGCGCCUAUGCAUUUGAGAUGGCAGCGAUUGUUGUCUGAAAAUACUACGCCUGUACUGGAUAAUUUACAUACAUCUUCCAUGUGUGCACUUGGAAAAUUAGACCGACCUGCACUCUAUCUGACCAUUUCAAAAUCUGAUGUGCGAAUUAUCAACACGGCUCGUAGUCUAAAUGAUUUGUAUAUGCUUGUUGACUCGACCGACUUGUUGAAUCAUGAACGGUUACGACCAAAUUGGGAUACUUAUUUUAUGGAGCUUUGCGAUUUAGCUGCUCGACGCAGUAAUUGCAUGAAACGACGGGUUGGGUGUAUCCUUGUCAACAACAGACGGGUGAUUGCAACGGGAUACAAUGGUACUCCGCGUGGGAUACGCAACUGCAAUGAUGGUGGAUGUCAGCGAUGCAAUAGCAAUGCAAGCUGUGGAUCUCAACUAGAUACUUGUUUGUGUUUGCAUGCUGAAGAGAAUGCUCUGCUGGAGGCUGGUCGCGAACGAAUCAGUGGAUCAGGACAUACUACUUUAUACUGUAAUACAUGCCCUUGUUUAGGAUGUGCCAAAAAAAUAGUUCAAGUCGGGGUCAAGGAAGUGGUAUUUUUGAACUCAUAUAGCAUGGAUGAAAUGACUGCUGCGUUAUUACGUGAAGGAGGAGUUGUUUUGAGACAGCAUACUUUUUUGAAAACAGUAUUUCUUGCAGAUCCAAAAAAGGCGUCAAAGUAG
Batrachochytrium dendrobatidis JAM81 is the source of this 1062-nucleotide messenger RNA. Its product is annotated as deoxycytidine monophosphate deaminase. The transcript has 4 exons. The record is from RefSeq and is a predicted model, not a curated record. Lineage: Eukaryota; Fungi; Chytridiomycota; Chytridiomycetes; Rhizophydiales. The coding region runs from base 1 to 1062 and encodes 353 amino acids. Gene Ontology annotation, molecular function: hydrolase activity; zinc ion binding. Gene Ontology annotation, cellular component: cytoplasm.